This is a messenger RNA of Cydia strobilella, 5919 nucleotides long. It is a transcript of the gene Naa15-16, whose product is annotated as N-alpha-acetyltransferase 15, NatA auxiliary subunit. The transcript is spliced from 16 exons. Gene Ontology annotation, cellular component: NatA complex; cytoplasm. Bases 155 to 2716 code for a protein of 853 amino acids. Gene Ontology annotation, molecular function: protein binding. The record is from RefSeq and is a predicted model, not a curated record. NCBI's taxonomy places the organism in Eukaryota, Metazoa, Arthropoda, Insecta, Lepidoptera, Tortricidae. Gene Ontology annotation, biological process: N-terminal peptidyl-methionine acetylation.
UCACCUAAUUUGGUCACGUGACCCACUUAUCAUCUUUCCGAAAGCCCAUAGACAAUCCUUCAUCGACUUCUUUGGUUUAUAGCCACGAGGUUUUUAGCUAUAUUUCAAUUUAUUAGUGAAAUAAUAAAAAUACGCUUCGUUUUCUUUGAACAAAAUGCCACCCAGUAAUCCUUUGCCGCCCAAAGAAAAUGCGCUAUUCAAAAGAAUUUUGCGUUGCUAUGAACAUAAACAAUAUAAAAAUGGUUUGAAAUUUGCCAAGCAAAUCCUCUCCAAUCCAAAAUUCGCAGAACAUGGAGAGACCCUGGCAAUGAAAGGAUUGACUCUAAACUGCCUGGGACGCAAAGAAGAAGCGUACGAAUAUGUGCGCCGAGGCCUUCGCAAUGAUCUCAAGUCCCCAGUGUGUUGGCAUGUCUACGGCCUCCUGCAGCGGUCUGAUAAGAAAUAUGAUGAGGCAAUCAAAUGUUACCGGAAUGCUCUUAAAUGGGAAAAGGAGAAUAUACAGAUUCUUCGGGAUUUAUCCCUUCUCCAGAUCCAGAUGAGAGAUUUAGAAGGAUACAAGGACACCCGGUACCAGCUGUUCAUGCUCCGACCAACACAGAGGGCUUCCUGGAUAGGCUUCGCGAUGAGCUAUCACCUACUCGGAGACUACGAAAUGGCCAACAGCAUUCUCGAUGCCUUCCGUACAAACCAAAUGAAAGGACCGUAUGACUAUGAACAUUCAGAACUGCUUUUGUACCAAAACAUGGUUCUUGCGGAGUCCGGACAGUUUGACAGGGCACUGUCACAUUUACACAAGUUCCAGACGCAGAUACUUGAUAAAUUAUCAGUGAAAGAAACUAGUGGGGAAUAUUAUUUGAAGUUGAAGAGAUUUAAAGAGGCGGAGGCAGUUUAUGAAGACUUACUAAAGCGGAACCCUGAAAAUGUGAUGUAUUAUCAGAAACUUAUAGAAGCUAAACAACUUAGUGAUCCUGAUGAAAAAGUGGCCUUCUUCGAUGUAUAUAAGAAAGAGUAUCCCAAAGCAAUAGCGCCCCGGCGGCUGCAGCUGUCCGAGGCGGGCUCGGCGGCCGUGUUCGCGAGGCUGGUCGACGAGUACCUGCGCCACGGCCUGCACAAGGGCAUCCCUCCGCUCUUCGUCGACAUUAGAUCGUUAUACGCAGACAAAAGCAAAGCCGAAACGAUAGAAAACCUAGUACUGCAAUACAUGGAGAAUUUAUCCAAAACCGGCACAUUCAGUUCCGACCCGAGCGAAGCGAAGCAGCCGGCCAGCGCUCUUCUAUGGGCGUACUAUUACGCCGCUCAGCACUUCGAUUAUAAGAAGGAUACGGACCGGGCUUUGAAAUAUAUUGACGCCGCGAUAGAACACACGCCGACGUUGAUAGAGCUGUUUAUUGUUAAAGGAAGGAUAUAUAAGCACGCAGGCGACCCAGUAUCGGCAUACCAGUGGCUGGAGGAGGCGCAGGCGAUGGACACGGCGGACCGCUACGUGAACAGCAAGUGCGCGCGCUACAUGCUGCGCGCCGGACACGUGGCGCGCGCCGAGGAGAUGUGCGCCAAGUUCACCAGAGAAGGUGUACCGGCCACAGAAAACUUGAAUGAAAUGCAGUGUAUGUGGUUCCAAACUGAAGCCGCUACGGCCUACCAGCGCGCCCGGCAGUGGGGCGAGGCGCUCAAGAAGGCACAUGAAGUUGACAGGCACUUCUCCGAAAUAAUGGAGGACCAAUUCGACUUCCACUCGUACUGCAUGCGCAAAAUGACGCUCCGCUCGUACGUGGGCCUGCUGCGGCUCGAGGACGUGCUGCGCGCGCAUCCCUUCUACUUCCGCGCCGCGCGCGCCGCCAUCUCCGUGUAUCUGCGCCUUUACCAGUGCCCGCUGCAGGACAACGUGCAGCCGCAGGAGCCCGAUACAGAGAAUCUCGCGCCGUCCGAACUAAAGAAGCUGAGGAAUAAACAGAGGAAAGCGAAGCGUAAAGCCGAACAGGAAAGCAUGCUGGCGGCACAAGUACAGGUGAAGAGAGAGCAACACCACAAGGCGCGGCAGCAGCAGGAGCAGGGCGACCCGGAGGCUCCUCAACUAGACGAGCUUAUCCCCGACAAAUUGGCGAGGGCGGAGGACCCUCUAGAACAGGCGAUCAAGUUCCUGCUGCCGCUACGGACGCUCGCCGCCGAUAGAAUAGAAACGUAUUUAAUGGCCUUCGAAAUAUACUUUAGGAAAGAAAAACCCCUCCUAAUGCUACAGAGCAUAAAGCGCGCGUGGCGGUUGGAGCCCGGCCACCACCACCUGCACGACUGCCUGGUGCGCUUCCGCGGCUGGCUCGACCAGAACCAGCUGGCACCAGCCGUGGCCGAGGUCGUCAACAAGGAGACGCAGGAGUCGAUGCGGGGUCGCAGCGCGAAACAGAUGGCGGAAGAGUUCUUCUCUGGUCCCGCGCAGAGCUCCCAGGCGGGCGCGCUGUGGGGCGCGCGCGCGCUGGCCCGCCUCGCGCCCGAGCGCACCGCGCAGGCGCUCGCGCUCGCCACAAGGCUCGACCAUCCCGACCUCACUAUACAGGGUUGCGGAGAAGUACUGGAGAGCCUCCAGGAGGGCGACUUCGGGUCGUGUCCCGCCGCGACGGAGGCCUACGUGGCGGCGUGCGCGGCGCGCUUCCCGCACGCGCGCGCCUUCCAGCCGCCGCGGCUCGACGAGCCCGCCCGCCCGCCCAGCGACCAGCACAACUGAGCCCUACCCUACCCUACCCUACUACUGAAGGCUGGGAGAUCUACAAGCGGAAACGUGCGUCCGGGGUGCCUAGCCGAGGGGACGAUCGUUUCCGCUCCGUAGCGAACGACACGCUAUUGAGUGAAAGAUAAACUCGGGGCGUUUCGUUGUCGGGGCGCAAGCGAUUGUCACCCCGGCUAGGCACCUCGGUUUGACAAACGGGCCCCGAACGCCGGGCGCGUAUAUGAAAGGCUCGCUAUAGACGGUUAGUCGCGUUAGAAUUGAUUUUUACGGUUAUGAAUUGACCCCUGCGGUCGAUGUUCCUCGGUUUACGUAAUUUCAAAAUGUUAUCGACCUUUCCGAAACGAACCGAUCGGCAAACGAACCCCCCGGGUGGCCGAUUCUGGGUCCCGAAACCUCUCCGGCGCGGGGAAUGCUUCUUAUUUAGCCACCCUGUGUAUGAAGUGGGUCCUCGCGUGGGACCGAUAGCCCUUCCUUCAUAUAUGUAAAUGUCGACUCGUAACUCAAUUCUUACGUUGCUCCGACUAUAACUGCUGGAUUAAUACAAAUGACGCGCUAGUGACGCUUUUUGCAAAUGUGGACGCACCUUAACGAUCUGACCACCAAUUUGUCGUUUAAAUUUAUUAAGUGACGCGGUAGGAUAGAAUGACGCGUGUGCAGGGACCGGCCCGCUAUCCCUUAUCGGGGUUUUAUAAGGGUAUUGCAUAAGGCUUAACUCACCAUACCCUUUGCCUGACGAAACCCUUUGUUUUGCUUUUAAAAACCCUUAUAUAAAGCUACCACAUUUGAGUAAUCGGUAGCCCAAAUACCCUUACAAAACCCUUAUCAUCCGCUCACCAACACCUUGCAUAUUGCUUAUAAGGGUUAGCCUUAUAAAGGGCUUCACUUUUAGCAUAUAAGCGUGCUAAUUUAAGUCGUCUACCUUGUUCAUAAAGCACACAUUACUUCGAAUCCGAGCGAUCAUCGGCGGCGACGGCGGCGUUCUUUGACUAGGCACGUAUUUUCUUUCCUUUUCAUACACUACCGUAGAUAUAUACUAAUCCCGUCUCUUUCACGCAAAGGGAAACCUUUAUAAAAAGCGCUUAAAGAUAAGGGUAACCCUUAUUAAGGGCUAGCCUUAUUUUUGGUUAGCUUUUCGGUAAGGGUUAGUCAAAGGUAGGGGUAUGAAUGGGCUUGCAGUUCAAAAGGGAAAGUCUUUCAAUGUGUUAGCCGUGUUUAAGUGUCGCCCAUUGAAAGGGUUUUAUCGCGGAAAGGGUUGUCCGGUCCCUGCGCGUGUGACUGCAAAAAUUACAAAUAAUAUCAUAAUACUCACAAUGACUCACAACAUAACGACGGAUUUUUAAACGACAAACUGAUAGUCAAGUUUUAAGUUUGUAGAUCUCAUCACUUGACUUAUUUGGUAAACCGUCACAUCGACAGACAAAAAUGACGCUAUUCGUAAAUCCUGAAGUUAUUGUUGACGUGUCGAGAUUAUACUGGCUUUUCUUCUGAGAUAUUUUGUUUAUAAUAAACUUGUUUAAGUUGUAGAGCUGUUUACCAAAUGUCAAGUAAGAACAUGAGUAUGAAUGACAGUCCGUAGUCUGUAAUAAUAGGGUGUGCAAGUGCGACGUAUACAAUAAUAGGCGACGUAUGUGUUCAGACGGCUCCUAAAUUAUUGUUACAGGUUCACAAAUUGAUCUUCAAAUGUUUGAGUUAUAGAAAAAAAAUAGAAAUGGUCAAAGUGAACCAUUCAGGAUUCGUCGCUAAAACUUGUAAAACCCUGUUAUUUACUAUCUUGUGCUUAAACCGCGCUCAUUUCCCGAAUGGCGAGUAGAUAUACGAAAGCAUUUUUUGGUCUUUUACAAUCCCCGACUGAUUCUAAUAAAAGAAAAGUUGCAGUUUAGUGACUGCGAUGUGUUUGUUCGUUCUAAAAAAUAUUUUUAAUCAUAAUAAUUCCCAAUCACAGAUAGUUAUUUAUAAAAAUAAAAUAUACAUAACAUAAUUCUAGGCUUCAUCGAAUUCUCUUGAUUCGAAAUUGGCGUUCAUAUCAGUAAACAUACAAUUGUUGUCACAAAUAUCUGGACUGAAAGUUCUACAACUCAAUUCUCACUGACAAUUUUGCUUUCGUCGCCUAAAUUUUUAGGUUUAUAUACGAAAUUACUCCAAAUGUGAAAGAUUGAUUGGCUAAUAUUAGAUUAUAUUAGUACACCGACUCUCUUACCGUUGUGACAAGAUUAAUUUUGUUACCACAAACUAAUGGUUAUACUAUAAUUGGAAACAGGCUCAGUUGUUUGCUUGAAAACAUGUUCCUUUUUAUAGUUUUUAAGUGUCUGUUUAGAACAUGUCGCGGACCGCCGUUAUGAGGGCGACCUAUGAGAUAUUUUUAUUUUAUUUGUAACGGAUUGAUGGUUUCAAAUUCCUUUUACAUGAAUUGAACUGAAGUAAAGCAAUAUUUGCCAAUACUUUACAAUUAUGAUACCGAAUUAACUAGGAACAUAAAAUAUAUAGCAAAAUAAAAGGUCUUAUGAUGUUAUAUGAUAUGAAUGAUCGCAAGUCUAGUCCCGCUCACGCGCCGAAGGCCUCCUCACCAAUAGGUACAAUAAUCUUUUAUCUAAUUAGUGUAAAUUUUCGAUAUUUAUAAUAAGCAUUUCGUAUAAAAAUCUGUGUAAUCUCUAUUUUGGUCUUAAUUGACGAGUUAGCGGUGUGGCCUCACGUGUUCAAUUCAAACAAAUGUAUUUAGGGGUUUUAAUGACUGGUUUAAAAUGUGUAUAAAAAUUGUGUGGCAAUUUUCGAACCUCACGCAAUAUAGACUCUGAGGUAUGCUUUGUAAAUAAUUCUUAUAUUUAAGUUUGUACUAUACAAUAUCGUUAAACUCUGCAGUCGUGCAGUUGUCGACGAAGUAUUGACUGCUGCUUGGGCGCUAGAUAUUAUUUUACAUUGUUCGAAUAACAUGGAAUAAAAAAAAUACGUUACUUUUUGUCAGACAGUAUAUUUAUGUGUAAAGUUGGACAAUAAUUAAAUAAUUCGAUAUACCAAAUUGUCAUUAAAUGCACACUGGUUGUGCUGGAACAUAACAUGCACAUGUUAAACAUUUAUUUGUACUCUAAUUACCACAUAAUUGUGUUAAGAACAGUCAUUGUUUCCUAUUCAGUUGUGUGACCGGAGUAUUUGUACCUCUGUCAUCGUGUACAUAAAGUAAUAAAAUUUUAUUUUACAAAAUUGAA